AUGCCGGCCCGUUUCGAGGACGUUCCUCUCCCCUUUACAUCCUCCAAACCCCUCCCUACACGACAUCAUAUUGGAUCCUCCAGGCUCAAUCCCUCCUCCUUCUCCCCCGACCCCUCAAGCGGCGGUCCAGCUCGCGGCGCCUCGGUCAAGCGGUCAAAAACCCUUACUCGCCCAGAGAGAGGUAUCGCCCCUGCCCCUCUCGUCGCUCCGCCCCCUACGACCUUCUCGGACCCCUCUUCGCCCUUUCCCCAAACUCCUACAGGUCCUGAUUUCAGCCUCAACUGGUGGAGAAUAUGGAGCUACGCCACGACGUGGUGGGCGCCGCCAGUGGUGUUGGGGUGGUUUGGGAUCAAGGAGAGGCAGUCGCGGCAGGCGUGGAGGGAGAAGAUUACGCUGUGCUGGAUAGCGGUCAUGCUGGGAGGGAUAGUGGGAUUCGCGACGAUGGGAUUGCAGAGGGCGUUAUGUCCGGAUGGGGAGUCGAAUAAUCUGUUUGAGCGUUUAGGGAGCAAUCCUGCGACACUAAGUGUCAACGGCUACGUCUUCAACAUCUCCACCUCCCUUACCCAAGCAAAAGUCGACUUUUACGCCAUCUCCAAACAGAUGCCCGGACAGGACAUUACCAACCUCUUUCUCCGCUCGGCCGCCGACUUUCCGCAGUGUACCGGGACCGCUCGGUAUGCCUCCACCCCACUCUGCAAUUCCACCGCUACACCCGGUGUCAGAGAAACGGGCACUCUCCAGGCCUGUCCUCUCCCCAGGCUGAGCGAUGCUACCUUCAGCGCGCUCAAAAUCCAGAACACCUCCGCUCUGGAGGGGUACUCUUGGGAUCAGGUGGCCGCGUUGCCCAACUACCUCGUCGUCGAUGGCGUCGUCCUCAACAUGUCACCUUAUAUCGCCGCCAACCCCAACGCUAUCCUUGAUGACGAGGUAGACCGGGCGAUCCGGCAGGUGCUUUCUAAUCAGAGCACCUCGGGCAAAGACGCCACUCGGCUCUUUUACAAUCGGCGGUCGACGCAGGACGCCCUGCCGUGUUUGACAUCUCGCUACCUCGCCGGCCGGAUCGACAAGAUUACACCCGGGUGCUUCAUCGCCUCUCUCUUCCUCUACACUUCCCUCAUCAUCAUUCUCGCCGUUGUCCUCGCCCGGUUCGCCAUGGCGUGCAUCUUCAACUGGUUCAUGUCGGCUCGGCUGGUCUUGCCGCCCAAGAACCUCGCGCGUCAGGGCAUCAGUCCCAGUGUCAUGCCUGAAGGCGCCAGCAUGAGCGUCAACAAUAAGGCGGGUACUGCGCCAUGGGCAGACAAGAAGGGAGCCAACAAGCUGGGCAAGAAGGGUGGAUUCCCCAAUUCUUCUUCCUCUACCCUCGUCAACAACCCCUCGCUGGCGAAUGAGCCGACCAUGUCGCUCGCGCGCAUCGGUCCGGAACUAUUCGCAGUUUGCCUCGUUACUUGCUACUCGGAAGGCGAGGACUCGGUCCGCGGGACGGUCGAGAGUAUAGCGGCGACAAAUUAUUCGGAUCAUCGCAAGUUGAUCUGGAUCGUGUGUGAUGGGAUGAUCACGGGAGAAGGGGAGAAGCAGUCGACGCCGGAUAUUUGCGUGGGAAUGUUGGAUGCGGAUCCGCGGUUUGGGAAUCCGAGUCCGAUGGGGUAUAUUGCGGUAGGAGGUGGUGCGAAGAGGGAAAAUCGGGCGAUGAUCUAUGCGGGGCAUAUCGUAUCUCGAAAUGGCCAUCGCACACCCACCAUCAUCGUCGUGAAAUGCGGUAUGCCGAACGAAGUCCGAGACAAGAAGCCCGGAAACCGCGGAAAGCGCGACUCGCAGCUCAUCCUCAUGAACUUCUUCAGCCGGGUCACGUAUAAUGACCGGAUGAGCCCGCUGGAUUUCGAUAUCUUUAGGAAGGUGCAGGUGUUGAUGGGCGUUACGCCGGACUUUUUUGAGGUGGUCUUGAUGGUCGACGCCGAUACCAAGAUCUACCCCGACUCGCUCCGGAUGCUCGUCAAUUGUAUGCAGGCCGACAACAUGGUCAUGGGCGUUUGCGGCGAAACUCGGAUCGCCAACAAGCGCCAAUCAUGGGUGACCGCCAUCCAGGUCUACGAAUACUUCAUCUCGCACCAUCUGGCCAAGGCGUUCGAAUCCGUCUUUGGUGGUGUCACCUGUCUUCCCGGUUGUUUCUCCAUGUACCGCAUCAAGGCGCGCAAGGACUGGGACAAUGACUGGGUACCGAUCCUGGUCAAGCCCGAAAUCGUCCGCGAGUACUCUCAAUCCGAGGUACAUACGCUACACCAAAAGAACCUCCUCCUCCUCGGCGAAGACCGCUUCCUAUCCACCAUCCUCCUCCGGACGUUCCCUCAUCGCAAAAACCUCUUCCUCCCCCAAGCGCGCUGCCGCACCGUCGCUCCCGAUACCUUCUCGGUCCUCCUCUCGCAACGGCGGAGAUGGAUCAACUCGACCAUCCACAACCUCAUGGAGCUCGUACGCGUCCGUAAUCUAUGCGGGACUUUCUGCUUUUCCAUGCAGUUUGUCGUCUUUAUGGAUCUGGUCGGAACGGUUGUCCUCCCCGUAUCGAUCUGUCUUACCGGCGCGCUCAUCGUCAACUCAAUCAUCACCCCGCCCAAAGCAUUCCAGGAGGCUAUCCCCCUCAUGCUCCUCGGUGCGGUACUUGGUCUCCCGGCGAUCCUCAUCCUCAUCACCACCCGCAAGGUCAUUUAUGUCGCCUGGAUGAUGUGUUAUCUCCUUGCUCUUCCAAUAUGGAACUUCGUUCUGCCGGUGUACGCCUUCUGGCACUUUGAUGACUUCUCGUGGGGCGAAACAAGACGAGUCGAAGGCGAAGUCCGCUCGAAGGCGCACGACGACAAGACGGCUGUCUUUGACGGAACUACGAUUCCUCUUCGACGAUGGGAAGACUGGGAGCGUUCCAGACUGCGCAAGCUCCGGCGAGAAGAGCGGCGGAGAAAGGAGAUGGAGCGGCAUUUGGGCAAUGUUGGCUUUUACGGGGACGAUGGGAGUGGGAGCUCGGAUGGCGGGCAUAAUAGGAGCUAUGAGGGUGGUGGAGGUGGAGGAGGGCUGCAUCCGUGGGCUGCGAGGAAUGGGUCGGGCCGAGGAGAUAGCGAUACGGGAAGUGUAUGGAGUAGUGAUGAGGAUGUCUGGGGUGCCGAGAUUGGCGGGUAUAACGAAAACAAUCCGGCGUUCCCUCCUCCGCCUAUCGGUCUCCCGAACCCUGGUCCCGGUGGAGUCAUGGGUCAAACACUCGGAAUGGACGAAAUGGCCGCCAUGCUCGAACAAGGCUUCGACGAGCCGCCACCUGUCCCUCAAUCCCUUUCACACCCCGGCAGAUCCUACAACCCCUCUCCAUUACAUCAACAACGGCUCGAGACUGUCCCGCUGAACAGAUGGGACCCCAACUCGUCCCCGACAAAGGAUGGCGGGUGGGGCGGCCGGAGCUCGCCAAACGGGCACGGGAUGGACUAUACCGAAAUUCCCGUUCCUCUGCCAAAUAGCGGGAACAGUAUCGCUUCGGGCAUAGAACCCCGAACACCAGGUGGUGGGCAUGCCAAGAAGCGGAGUGGGGGGAGAGGGGUACUGGCGAAUGGGCAGAGUGCGAAUGGGGCGGGUAAGUAUGGACCCUUGGGCCCGCUAGAUGAUGAUGAUGAUUGGGGAGGAAAGGCCAAGACGGAGGGAGCGGGGUACGGGAAUGGGAAUGGCGUUUACAUUAGUAUGUGA
This is a messenger RNA of Dioszegia hungarica, 3714 nucleotides long. Its product is annotated as chitin synthase 1, CHS1. NCBI's taxonomy places the organism in Eukaryota, Fungi, Basidiomycota, Tremellomycetes, Tremellales, Bulleribasidiaceae. Gene Ontology annotation, molecular function: chitin synthase activity. Gene Ontology annotation, cellular component: cell septum; cell periphery. Bases 1 to 3714 code for a protein of 1237 amino acids. The transcript is spliced from 7 exons. The record is from RefSeq and is a predicted model, not a curated record.